AUUCUUGACGAUCAGACCUUUGCGCAGGUCUAAAAGAGUGGGGCAAUUUGUAUCCCCACUAAACCCGGUGAAGGUUUCAGGUCUGUUUAUGAUGACUUCAGUGAUCUCUACGGGCGAUAUCAGGAAAUGCAACAGGUGAAAAACUAUUCAAUGCGCUGUCGUCGUUCCCGCUAACACGCAAACUAGCCGAGGAAGUUGCACUUCUGGAAGACAACUGCCUGCAUUUGGGAAGUUCGAGGAAGGGAGAAAUAAUAAUUAUUCUCACGCAACAGAAAACCUACUGCCAUGGACGACAACUUGAGUAACUCUAAUGUAAAGGUCGCUGUUCGCCUCCGACCAAUGAACAGAAGAGAAAAGGAUCUGAAGACUAAAUGUGUGGUGGAGAUGAACGGGAACCAGACAGUGUUGAAUCCAGCCAGUCAGAACCUGAGCAAGGGAGACCCCAGGAAUCAGCCUAAGGUCUUUGCUUAUGACCACUGUUUCUGGUCCAUGGAUGAGGCCGACACAGACAAGUUUGCAGGUCAAGAGGUCGUGUUCCAGUGCCUUGGAGAAAGUCUUCUGGACAAUGCCUUCUUGGGCUAUAACGCCUGUAUCUUCGCUUAUGGACAGACAGGCUCAGGGAAAUCGUACACCAUGAUGGGUUCGUCAGAGCAGCCAGGUCUGAUCCCACGGCUGUGCAGCUCUCUGUUUGACCGGAUCCUACAGGAACAGAGGGAGGGAGAGAGCUUCACUGUAGAGGUCUCCUUUAUGGAGAUCUACAACGAGAAGGUUCGGGAUCUACUGGAUCCCAAAGGAAGUCGUCAGGCCCUGCGAGUGAGGGAACACAAGGUGUUCGGGCCUUACGUUGAUGGUCUGUCCCGUCUGGCUGUAGCCUGCUAUAAGGACAUAGAGUGUCUGAUGUCAGAGGGUAACAAGUCUCGUACAGUAGCAGCCACGAAUAUGAACGAGGAGAGCAGCAGGUCCCACGCCGUCUUCAACAUCAUCCUCACACACACUCUAAUGGACCUGGGUUCUGGGACCAGUGGGGAGAAGGUCAGUAAGCUGAGUCUGGUGGAUCUGGCUGGCAGUGAGAGAGCUGCUAAGACUGGAGCUACUGGAGAGAGAAUGAAGGAGGGGAGCAACAUCAACAAGUCUCUGAGCACACUGGGCUUGGUGAUCUCAGCGCUGGCAGACCAAGGAGCAGGGAAGAACAAGACCAAGUUUGUUCCCUACAGAGACUCCGUUCUGACCUGGCUACUCAAGGACAGUCUGGGUGGUAACAGUAGGACAGCCAUGGUGGCCACGGUGAGUCCAGCAGGUGAUAACUACGACGAGACGUUGUCCACGCUGCGCUAUGCUGACCGGGCUAAGAGCAUCGUCAACCAUGCCGUCGUAAACGAAGACCCCAACGCACGCAUCAUCAGAGAGCUACGGGAGGAGGUGGAGAAACUACGAGACCAGCUCACUGAGGCGGAGUCCAUGAAGGCUCCAGAUCUGAAGGACAGGCUGGAGGAAUCGGAGAAGCUGAUCCAGGAGAUGACCGUUACCUGGGAGCAGAAAUUACGCAAGACUGAGGCAGUCGCUCAGGAGCGACAGAAACAGUUGGAGUCUCUAGGCAUCUCUCUCCAGUCGUCUGGUAUCAGAGUGGUAGAUGACAAGUGUUUCCUUGUCAACCUCAACGCUGACCCCGCCCUCAACGAACUGCUGGUCUACUACCUAAAGGAGCACACGCGUGUUGGCUCUGCUGACUCUCAGGAUAUCCAGCUGUGUGGUAUGGCCAUCCACCCUGAACACUGUGUCAUCAACAUCACCGCUGAGACUGGAGUGGUGCUCACGCCACACCGCACCGCACGUACGUGUGUGAAUGGCUCUUCAGUCACCAACCCAGUCCAGCUUCACCAUGGAGACCGCAUCCUGUGGGGAAACAACCACUUCUUCAGGAUCAACCUGCCCAGACACCUGGCCCAUGCGGGGGGUGAGGAUGAGGAGGGUGGUGUGAUGAAGAGUUUCCUCAGUACUGACCAGUUGGAGGUGGACUUUGAUACGGCCAGUGACGUCUCCAGCGAGGUCAGCUUCGGAUACGAUUUCGCCCAGACAGAGGUCAUGAUGAAAGGCAUGGGCAACAACGACCCCAUGCAGUCUGUCCUCCAGACGUUGGAGCGACAGCACGAGGAGGAGAAAAGGACGGCUCUGGAGCGACAGAGACAGAUGUACGAGCAGGAGCUACAGCAGCUGAGGAAGCGUCUCCCUCCUGCAGAGAAACACACCUUGCUGCAGAGCCCUGGGCCUGCAGACCUGGAGCCAGCCGGACCCUCGGCAGCAUCGCUCGCAUCAUCACCCUGCGCCCAGACACGCAUGCGCCGCUGGAGCGAGGACAGAGAGGCCAUGAUGACGCGUAGCCUGCGAAGGCUGAGACAACAGAUCGUCAGAGCUAACCUGCUGGUGCAGGAGGCUGGCUUCAUAGCUGAGGAACUCAACAAGAGGACAGAGUACCUGGUCACACUGCAAAUACCUGCUGCUAACCUCAAUGCCAACAGAAAGCGUGAUGCGGUGCUGAGUGAGCCCGCGGUGCAGGUGAGGCGUCAGGGGAAAGGGAAACAGAUCUGGGCUCUGGAGAAGAUGGAGAACAGACUGGUGGACAUGAGAGAACUGUACCAGGAGUGGAAGGACUAUGACGAAGACAACCCUGUGAUGCGUUCUUACUUCAAGCGUGCCGACCCGUUCUUCGACGAGCAGGAGAACCACAGUCUGAUUGGAGUGGCCAACGUGUUUCUGGCCUGUCUCUUCUACGACGUCAAGCUGCAGUACGCUGUACCUAUCAUCAACCAGAAGGGAGAGGUGGCAGGGCGUCUCCAUGUAGAGGUGUGGCGGGGAAGCAAGGGGCUGGAGGAGACCACUGCAGAUGGAGAGACUCGCAAAAUGGAGUGUGUGGUGAGGAUCCUGCAGGCUACAGGUCUUCCCCGUCACCUGGGUAACUUUGUGUUCUGCCAGUACCACUUCUGGGGGCAGGACGAGCCUGUUUUCAUCGCCCCUGAGAUGGAGCCCUCACCUCCGUCAGCCACCAGCAAAGAGCCCCUCUGCACCGUGCUGUUUGACAGUAGCAAGGAGAUGGAGGUGUGUGUGUCCGAGGAGUUUGUGGAGUUUGUGGCGGAGGGGGCAGUGGCCAUCGAGGUAUUCGGACAUAAGCAGGCCAACCACCGCAGGAACCUGGCUCUCUGGGAUCUGGGAGUCAUUCAGGCCAAGACACGAACCCUCAGAGAGAGGUGGAGUGAGGUGACUCGUAGAUUAGAGCUGUGGGUUCAGGUGUUGGAGCUGAAUGAAGCAGGAGAGUUCACCCCUGUGGAGGUCCUACCACCCAAGGACGUGGGCACUGGGGGCAUCUUCCUGCUCCGACAGGGCCAGUCUCGUCGUGUUCAGGUGGAGGUCCGGUCCGUACAGGACUCGGGCACCAUGCCUCUCAUUGCCACAAAAAUCCUCUCUGUUUCCAUCGGCAACGUGGAGGUUCGGCAGGCCCGCCCUUCGGAUGAGGACAUGGACAGCUAUCAGGAAGUUGAUCUGGAGAGGUUGAGGGACCAGUGGCUGACCACCCUCACUACGAGACAAGAGUACCUGGACCAGCACCUGCAGAAGAUGGUCCAAAAGCCCGAUAAGUCAGAGGACGACGUGGAGAGGGAGGCUCAGCUGUUAGAAUGUCGUCUGACCCUGACAGAGGAACGUAACGCCGUCCUGUUACCUUCGGCUGGUAGCGGGAUCCCUGGAGCCCCCGCAGAGAGAGUUCCUGUUCCUGGGAUGGAGACUCACAUUCCUGUCCUCUUCCUGGACCUUAGUGCUGAUGAUUUCCAGGACAACCUGUCUGCUCCGCUGGCUGGAGGUCUGGACGCCAUGCUGAACCAUGAGGAUGAGGAUGAGUUCUUCGACCUGCACAUCGUCAAACAUUCCGAUGGAGAGGUUGGUGCGGAGGCGGCGUGGGACUCUACGGUACAUGACUGUCCCCAGUUGAGUCGCGGCGCGUCGGCUGACCUCCGAGUGUACCUGACAGUCAGGGUCGUAGUUCAGCUCUCACACCCUGCUAACAUGCAGCUGGUCCUCAGAAAACGCAUCUGUGUCAACCUAGCUGGAAGACAGGGUUGGGGUCAGAGUCUGAUGAAGAAGAUGUCUCAUCGCAGCACCAUUCCUGGCUGUGGAGUCACCUUGGAGAUCGUCUCCAACAUACCUGGGGAUGUCCAGGGUCCAGAGGACAGAGAGAUGCUGGCCAGACUAGCCGCCAGUGUGGAUGUUCAGGAUGUCCAGUCAGGGGACAGUGAGGCUGCCAUAGAGAAGUACCUGCGCAGUGUCCUGGCUGUGGAGAAUAUACUCACCCUGGACCGACUACGACAGGAAGUUGCAGUGAAGGAGCGGUUGUCUGUCAAGACGAAGUCUCCCAGACGUGCUCUCAGCUCUCCUAAUGUGAACCGGCUGUCAGGAUCCUGGAGCAGACAGGACCUGUCCACCAACCACAGGCUACAUGGCAACAAGGGCUGGUCCGAGAGUCACCAGGACCUGUCAGUUGUUCCUCCCCCGUCCCAUUCCAGACGUACCCUCUCUGGCUCCACUCUACCUCUGGCCCAGAACAUCCUCCCUGACGCUGUCAAGGCUCUGGUCCCUCCUGUCCCCCAACUGCUCAAGUCCCUGUUCUCCGCCAGGGAGGAGAAGAGAGACCUGACUCCUGUCCCCCAACAGCCUGUUCCUCGGAGCCUGCCUUUCAUCAGAGUGCAGUCACCAAGUGUUGAAGAGGACUUGGAUACCACACUUGGUCGUCACUUGGUUCCCAUUGGAGAAAUCAUCCCCCCAGAGAGCCAAUCAGAGGCCCCAAAAACCAUGCCCCUCCCACCACCCAUCAUCCCUGAGAUGGAAGAGCCCGCCCCCAGCCCGGUCAGCGAGGCGUCUACCAGCGUCUCCAUGGCAACCCUGUCAGAGCCCUACCUGAUUGGUGGGGACGUCACUCCGUCAGCCAAUCUCAGGCCAGAUGGCUUUGAGGCGAUGCACAGGUCAUUCGAGGCAGACAUCGGUCGGUACCUUCAUCAUGACUGUAACAUGGCCGACCAGGAGGAAGAGGAGGAGACUCCUCAGAUACCCCAGGCCACUGCUACUGACCCGGAGGCUUCGGAGACCGAGAGGACUGAUACUAGUACACCCCAGACAGACAGGACUGAUACUAGUACACCCCAGACAGACAGGACUGAUACUAGUACACCCCAGACAGACAGGACUGACACUAGUACACCCCAGACAGACAGGACUGAUACUAGUACACCCCAGACAGACAGGACUGAUACUAGUACACCCCAGACAGACAGGACUGAUACUAGUACACCCCAGACAGACAGGACUGACACUAGUACACCCCAGACAGACAGGACUGACACUAGUACAUCCCAGUCAGACAGGACUGAUACUAGUACAUCCCAGACAGACAGGACUGAUACUAGUACAUACCAGGCAGACAGGACUGAUACUAGUACAUCCCAGGCAGACAGGACUGAUACUAGUACAUCCCAGGCAGACAGGACUGAUACUAGUACAUCCCAGACAGACAGGACUGACACUAGUACAUCCCAGACAGACAGGACUGAUACUAGUACAUCCCAGGCAGACAGGACUGAUACUAGUACAUCCCAGGCAGACAGGACUGACACUAGUACACCCCAGACAGACAGGACUGAUACUAGUACACCCCAGACAGACAGGACUGAUACUAGUACAUCCCAGACCGAGAGGACUGAUACUAGUACAUCCCAGGCAGACAGGACUGAUAAACUCAGAGCAGAAUCUCAUCUCCCAUUAGAACCACACGGCACCUCAGGAGAACCUGAACACGAGACUCCAUCAGAGUCACUGACACAGUCCAUGCCAAACAAGUCUACACAAGUCCACUACAGACUACUACCGUCUGUAGUGUCAGAACAAUCAGUCCAGUCAGAGUCACUGACACAGUCCACACCAGAUAAAUCUACACAUGAACCGUCUAUAGUGUCACAUCAGUCUGAACCACCAGUCCACAUAGAAGAACAAAUGGAGUCCGAGAUACCUCAGGAACAACCAGAGACGGAGUUAAUGUUGUCAUCGUCACGGGGACAGACAGAACAACAUGUCGGCAAGUCUGUAACGGAUCUUCCAGAAUCAGAACUGUCUGCAUCAGAACAGUCUGCAUUUGAUCGACCAGAACCACCGGUAGAAUCGGCACCAGGUCUUAAAGAGUCUCCACCACUGGACCAGUCUCCACCAGCACCAGCCCUGCUACAAGAAUCAGAUCAAGCAGCCACAGAACAGACAGGACUGGGUGAAUCAGCUGGUUCAGAACCAGUACUAGGCCAAACAGAUCAACCAGUAGAAGCAUGUCCAGACCAGUCCCAGCCUCCAUCAGAGCUACCAGAAGAACUAGACCAGCGGGCACCGGCAGCCCAGUCUGAACCUGCACCUACCCCUGUGGAGCCUCCAGUUGAUGAGCCUGCACCUAGCCAACAAGUCAAAGCACCAGCGCCAAUCCCAGCACCAGCCCAAUCUGUAGCUCCGGGACCUGCCCAUCCAGCUCCGACCUCAACACCAGCCCCUACACCUGCCCAUCCAGCUCCGACCUCAACACCAACCCCUGCCCCAGCCCCUACACCUGCCCAUCCAGCUCCGACCUCAACACCAACCCCUGCCCCAGCCAAAGCCCCUCUUCUAACCCUAAACCCUGUCCCAUCACUAGUCGUCAAAACUCCCACUUCCAGUAGCACAUCAGCCAACGCAUUCAAGAUCCAGAAAGUAAAGACAUCCGACCUGAAGUCCUUCCAACCUAUCUUAGAUGAGGAUGAAGGCCAGGCAAGGGCAGAAAGAGCUGGGGCCAGUAGUCUGGGUGUUGACCUCUCUGUUCCUCUGGAGAGAUUGGAGAUCCUCUCCGACUCAGACGAAGGAGUCACAGACGUAACCACAGCCGUGCCUGACUGGCUGAAGGAGGGGGAGUUUGUGACUGUAGGAAGUCAUAAAAGUGGGAUGGUGAGCUACGUGGGACCUACAGACUUUGCAGAGGGAACCUGGGUUGGAGUGGAGCUAGAUUUACCUGCAGGGAAAAACGACGGGUCCGUGGGUGGAAAGCACUACUUCCACUGUAACCCUGGUUACGGUGUGUUGGUGCGUCCUGAUAGGGUGAGCCGUGGAGGAGUCGGGGGCGGGGCUAAGCAGAAGCGGCGACAGCAGCAGAAGCGUCGCAGUGCUAACCUAUCAGGGUCCAGCCCUAACCUGGCUGCCCUCACUGCCCUGGCCAAGGGAGAGGGGACUGGGGCCAGUCGCAAGGGACAGAACCGCAAGUCCUGGAACAGCUAAGAGGAGAGGGUAGCAGGGUUGGGGUCAAUUUCAUUUAAAUUCAGGAAAACCGAAAUUCCAUUUUUUCCUCAAUGCUUCUCUAUGAGACAAAUGAACUGAAUUGAAAUGGUAUUGAGCCCAACCCUGAAGGGUAGUUUUCUCUGUAUAGUUCCAUAGGUGAAAAUGAACCAUAGGGAGAAGAGAGAUCUACAUACACUGAACAAAAAAUGUAAACACAACAAUUUCAAAGAUGUUUUACACUUCUUAUAAUGAAAUCAGUCAAUUGAAGUGAAUUCAUUAGGUUCUUAAUCUAUGGAUUUCACAUGACUGGGAAUACAGUUAUGCAUCUGUUGGUCACACGGAUACCUUAAAAACAGUUUCAAAAUAAGUAGUGGCGUGGAUCAGAUAACCAGUCAGCCAGCAGCAUAACACCUUGUACCCCACUGCUGGCUGAAGUCCUGCUCGGUCCCUGGAUGGGAGACCAGAUGCUGUUGCAAGUGGUGUUGGAGGGCCAGUAGGAGGCACUAUUUCCUCUGGUCUAAAAAAAAAAUCCCAAUACACGAGGGCAGUGAUUGGACACUGCUCUGUGUAGGGUGCUGUCUUUCGGAUGGGACGUUAAACGGGUGGAAGUCCUGGGCUGGCGUGGUUACACGUGGUCUGUGAUUGUGAGGCCGGUUGGACGUACUGCCAAAUUCUCUGAAAUGGCGUUGGAGGCGGCUUAUGGUAGAGAAAUUAACACUCAAUUAUCUGGCAACAGCUCUGGUGGACAUUCCUGCAGUCAGCAUGCCAAUUGCAUGCUCCUUCAACUUGAGACAUCUGUGGUAUUGUGUUGUGACAAAACUGCACAUUUUAGAGUGGCUUUUUAUUGUCCCCCAGCACAAGGUGCACCUCUGUAAUGUACAUGCUGUUUAAUCAGCUUCUUGAUAUUCCACACCUGUCAGGUGGAUGGAUUAUCUUAGGAAAGGAUAAAUACUCACUAGCAGGAAUGUAAACAAAUUUGCACAAAAUUUCAGAGACUGGGUUCUUUUUAUUUCAACUUAUGAAACAUGGGACCGACACUUUAGAAGGUUGAUUUUAUAUUUUUUGUUCAGUGCAGAAGUUCUGUCUCACUACUCCUGUACAAAGGUACCAGGAUCGGGUUAAAUUCAGUCAAUGCAGAAAGGACACUGAAAUUCCAAAUUAGAAUUUAGAAUUUAGGUGUUCUUCCGGAAUUAUACUGGAAUUGAUUCCAACCCUGGUCGGUAGAGGUGCAGCUGAAAACCACAGGAACAUUUCAAGAGAUAAGAGAUGCACAUCUUGCUCAUUUUUAAAAGUCUAGCCAUCGAUGGACAGAUAAGAGGAGAGGUCCAGUUUAUGAUGCUGCAUCAAUAUGCAAGUCCAUGUAUCCAGGCUUUCAUACUGUUAUUUCUGUUAUGUUUUUUUCUUUGCCUUACAAAGUUGUAUAGGGUCUCUCAGGUUCUCAUUAAAAUAACUAAUGUGGUUAAGUAAUGUCAUGACAUAUGCUUUCGGAAGCUUUGUUCACCCUGCAGCUCUUAAUGCUCAAAUCAAUACUGACUGCAUUGUGUUACGUCCCUGCUACGCUCGUCCCUCGAUCUCAGUGCACACAGCCGUCGUGCUAUACACAUGUCUCGAAUCGGAUGUGUGUUUCCAGACUGUUGUGAUUGGCUGACAUGGCUGCUGCUACGCUCGUCCCUCGAUCUCAGUGCACACACCCGUCGUGCUAUACACACGUCUCGAGUCGGAUGUGUGUUUCCAGACUGUUGUGAUUGGCUGACAUGGCUGCUCUGGUUGUCAAGGUAAUGGCAGGCGUACGCGCGUUGCUGUAGGCUGAUUGGUGGUGGUGCUCGUGUUUCCUCUCACUCAGAAAGCUGUUGUGCAGCAAGCUAAGUUGACUGACAACAAUGCCUGCUAUAUGGAAGUCUCCCAGUUGCUUUACAUGCUCAAAAUCAUCAAAGCGUGAGAACACUUACAAAGCCUCAAAGGAUAAGGAUGAUCCACCUUCUCAAAACGAGUCAUUUUUGUCUGGCCACAGCGGUCAACCUAGGUAGCUGUUUAGUUUGUUGGCACAUACAGUCAUUUGUUUGUAAACAAUUUAACAAGCUACUUAGCUACCAUAAGUGUUUGUUGAAACUGUCAACAGAGUAGCAAGCAACAAGAUUUGCCAAAUAAGUCUUAAAAACCACUUGAAGGAAAAUAAAUUAGAUUUGACUGUUCAGACAUAAGUCAUUGGCAUAAAUCCGAUUUGUAUCUGAUUUCAAUUCACCUCGAAAUAUCUGAUUCCAUGCUUUUUAGGCGUUCCGACUGCAGGAAAGAAAAAAACAGAUUAAAAUCGGAUAUGCCUUCAAAAAAAAAGUGGAUUUGAGUCACUUCAAACUUCUAGUGUAAACAAGGCUUUAGUGGGUAUCAUUGUAUUGGAAUAUAGGGAUGAACCCCAAAUACGUGAUGCCCAAUGGGUUGCUCUAACUAACAAGUAGUGCACCACCCAGUGGGGAAUAUGUGUACUGACAUUACCACAAAUGAUGUGCCUUGUUUUAUCAACUAUGUUAGUAGAACAGUAUGGCCCUUUUUUUGUUUGUUCUGAGUUUCUGUUUUUUUUCUAAGGGGAAAUAUACUGUAUACUUGAACUUCCGAACAAGUUUGCACUCUGUCCAUUUUGUAAUAAUACUACUGAAACUCUGCUAGGUUUUAUCAUUCCGUGUAUCUGUUUGGUAAAGUGUGAUUUGGGGAUAAUAUUGGGAGGGGAAGAAUGCAGACCUGGGAGAAUCAGAAUGAAGUAAAUGGAUGAAGAGUUCUGCAAUGGUUUAGACAUUGGACACUGGGUUUGUUUUUUAAUUGAUAUGUUUGAAAAUGUUUUUAUACUUGUGAUAUUCAAUUUGAUCUGACUAUGAAUGUUUUAAGACGGACAAUUAAAAAGAUACACUGUAGAGGAAGAGACAAAUCUACAUGAUUUUGUUUUAUAUCAAUAAUAUGGUGUUACAAUAAACUUUACUGUGGAUACACCAA
Messenger RNA from Oncorhynchus nerka (sockeye salmon), 10305 nucleotides. Its product is annotated as kinesin-like protein KIF13B. The transcript is spliced from 41 exons. NCBI's taxonomy places the organism in Eukaryota, Metazoa, Chordata, Actinopteri, Salmoniformes, Salmonidae. Gene Ontology annotation, molecular function: microtubule binding; microtubule motor activity; ATP binding. Gene Ontology annotation, biological process: microtubule-based movement. The record is from RefSeq and is a predicted model, not a curated record. Bases 286 to 7323 code for a protein of 2345 amino acids.